AAAAAAUUUUCUUUUGUUAAUUUCCUUUUUUUUAUAUGAAAAGAAUUAUAGAGAAGGCUCCCACAUUAAUAUUGAUUUAAAUAUGAAUUUCUUUUUUUCGUGAAUAUUUAUACGGGAGAGUAAAAUUUUAAAUAAAUAAAGAAUAAAAUUAAUGAAUUAUUAAUUGGCGGUAACAAAGAAAUUUUUUUUUCUUUUUAUGGAAUAUUUCACGUCAUUGGCAUUUGAAUGCGCGGUACUGAUUCCAUUUUUGUGAAUUUAUCAACGCAAGAGGGAGUAGAAAUGUUUACUGUGCACAGUAAUUGUUAAUUUGUGGUGUUAUUAAUUAUAAACAAGUGAUAUAAAUAAAGAAACAGCAACAUAUGCUUCCUAUAAAUUAUUCAAAAUGCCUGAUGAAAACAUUGGCUCCCAAUAUUCAACUUGGGUUGGCCUGAUAUAUAUUUUUAAUUUAAUAGUUGGUACAGGGGCAUUAACACUACCAGCUGUUUUUAGUCGUGCAGGAUGGUUACUUGGCGUGAUAGUUAUUUUAAUUUUAGGCCUCAUAAGCUUCAUUACUGUUACAUUUGUAAUAGAAGCGAUGGCAUCGGCUAAUGCUGUAAUUAAAUGGAAUCGAAUUCAAAAUAGUAAACGAGAAGUUAAUGUACAAGAUUUUAAUGAAUCUGAGGGCAUUGAAUCAAUGAGAGAAGUGAGUUCCGAGGAUUGUGAGGAUACACCGCUGGUUAAUCAGCAAACGGAUAAUUUGGAAGAAAAUGAAAUAACAUACAGACAUUAUGUUAUUGAUGAAAAAGUUGAAAUGGGAGAGAUGGCAUCGAUUUUCUUCAAUAAAUUUGGAGUGAUUUUAUUUUACGUCUGUUUGAUUGUUUAUCUUUUUGGUGAUUUGAGCAUUUAUUGUGCGGCUGUGGCAAAAACUUUGGCAAACGUUGUUUGUACGUACAUACCUGAGAAUUACACGAUCAAUGAUACGAUUCCAGAUACUGCACCAUGUUGGAAAGAUUCAAAAUAUAAUAGACUCGAUGCUUAUGACAACUAUUUGUCAUUAUUCAUCGUUGUGAUGGGACCUUUCGCAUUUUUCAACGUUCAAAAAACGAAAUAUUUGCAGUAUUUAACGUCAGCAAUGCGGUGGCUUGCUUUUAGUAUAAUGAUUAUAUUUGCUUUGCAAAAAAUUAUUGCCAAUGGUCCUCAAGGAAAUCCACCACCUGUGAAUUUAUCAGGAAUUCCACGAUUAUUUGGUGUUUGUGUUUACUCUUUUAUGUGUCAUCAUUCACUGCCAGCAUUGGUUGCGCCGAUAAGCAAUAAAGGAACACUCAACAGGUCAUUAGCAUUCGAUUAUCUAUUAAUUGCAUUUUUCUAUUUGAUUUUAGCGUUAACGGGAACUUUUGCAUUUGCACAUGUUGACGAUCUUUAUACAUUAGAUUUCGAUCCAAAUGGAGGUGAAAAUAUUUCCAAUUUAUUCGUUAAAAUAAUUGACUAUUUUCUAACAUUAUUUCCCGUUUUUACAUUGAGCACAAAUUUUCCCAUAAUUGCAAUUACAUUGAGAAAUAAUUUACAAACACUCUUCUUUAGUCAGAAUAGAAAAUAUAAUAUUGCUAUUAGAAUAAUUAUAGCCUGUUCCGUGAUAUUGUUACCAUUUUCUGUUGCAAAGUACACUAAAGAUUUAUCGAUUCUUGUUGGAAUCACUGGCUCUUAUGCAGGUACGGGAAUUCAAUAUUUAAUACCGACAUUUUUAAUUUAUUACGCUAGACGUCACACUAGUGAGACAAUUGGACUUGGUAUUACGAAUAAAUUUGCUAGUCCUUUUAAAAGUAAUUAUUGGCUGAUUUUUGUUUUUAUCUGGUCAAUUGCUUGUAUGAUUUUAGUUUCGGUGAAUUUGAUAGAAAUUCAUUUGAAUUCGACUUGAAAAUUUCUUUCUUUCUUUUUUUGAUAAAAUUUUUUAUAUAGAUCUGUUUUACUUUUUACAUUGCCUUUAUGGUGAUUGAAAUAGACAAUACUUUGGCACAAGUCAAGAUACGUGAUAAAAAUAUAUAUAUUAUAA
Molecule: messenger RNA, 2029 nt
Organism: Leptopilina heterotoma
Lineage: Eukaryota; Metazoa; Arthropoda; Insecta; Hymenoptera; Figitidae
Product: transmembrane protein 104 homolog
Exons: 6
Coding region: 383-1894 (503 amino acids)
Source: RefSeq, a predicted model, not a curated record